Molecule: messenger RNA, 958 nt
Organism: Branchiostoma floridae (Florida lancelet)
Lineage: Eukaryota; Metazoa; Chordata; Leptocardii; Amphioxiformes; Branchiostomatidae
Product: homer protein homolog 2-like
Exons: 5
Coding region: 59-958 (299 amino acids)
Biological process (GO): G protein-coupled glutamate receptor signaling pathway; regulation of store-operated calcium entry
Cellular component (GO): cytoplasm; plasma membrane
Molecular function (GO): G protein-coupled glutamate receptor binding
Source: RefSeq, a predicted model, not a curated record
ACAAAGUUCUUUGCCCUGUCUUUUCCAGGCCAUUAUCAACAGCACCAUCACCCCCAACAUGACAUACACCAAAACGUCACAGAAGUUUGUACAGUGGGCAGACAUCAGGGCCAACACAGUCUAUGGUCUGGGAUCUUCUGAAGAGUCAGAGCUGGCUAAGUUUCUAGCCAAGUUCCAGGAAGCCAAAGAGUCAGCCAAGCAAGAGGUUGAUCGCAUCCGUGCCAGGAAUAGCCCAGGCACGCCUAGAUCAUCCCGACAGAGCCUGCAGCAGAAGGGAGAGAAGUCUAACGGUAUCUCACCACCAGUGCAGCAUGGUAGCACUGUGCCCAAGACUCCAGGGACACCUCAAGAGACAUGCAAGGCAAAGGAAAAGCAGCAGAGUGACAUCACAUCUGUUCAGUCAGACGAAAUCACUACAGAGCAUUCCAAACCUAAGGAAUCCAAUCAGGAAGAAGAGUUCAUUGAGAAGUUCCAGGAUGCUAAGCAGUCUGCACGACAGGAGGUGGAGAGAAUCCGCGCCCAGUCGGGAGGCAGUACACCACAGACACCUCACACACCGCAGAAAAUACCAACUGUCAACGGUACAGCUACCUCACUGGGCUCAGGUACAUUUCCCCGUGACCAUCGGAGUUCCCAGUCCCUCAACCUGCCUCCAGAGAACCCAGAGUCCUUCCAGGAUAGAUCAGACGCGAAGAGCGACAAUGGGCCACUGACUGCCGACUCCCAGCUGAAGUAUGAGAAUGAUAGACUCAAGAUAGCCCUGGCACAGAGCUCUGCCAAUGCAAAGAAGUGGGAGGUGGAACUGCAGACCCUGAAGAACAACAAUACCCGCCUGACCACGGCCCUGCAGGAAAGUACCGCUAAUGUCGAGGAGUGGAAGAAACAGCUGGCUGCGUACAAGGAAGAGAAUGAGAGUAUGAAGAAAAAGGUAUGGUCACUCUAUGUGUCUGCAUUCUGA